GAUGCGGUAGAAAAUAUCAAACAAAGGAUAUUACAACGAGAAAGGAAUGUGAUAAACUUGGCUAUGAAAGGAGUAAAUUGGAAAACAUAUUGUCAAUUUGAAGUUGCAGUUACAAGAGUUGAAAAAACCAGGAAAAUUCAUCUCAAACACUCAUGAUGAACAAGAGAUUCUCAACAAAAUCCAAAGCAUGUUGAAGAAGCAGAACACAGCUAGAGUUGUUAAUGAUUCAUACGAGCAACUAUUCAAUAUGCUUGAGAAGGAGUCUCUGCGUUUCGAUAAAACUCUGAAAAGCAUGGAAACGGACAGAGUUACCCAGGCGAAGUGCAUAGUGCGAGCCACUGAGACUGGCCAGGAGGCUUCUCAGAAACUAGCUGAACUCCAUGACUGUUAUAGACUCGAAGAGAGAAAACUGAGGAGAUUCAUGAAGAAAAUGGAUUUCACAACUAGGAAUUUGAAAUUAGAAUUGGAAACUAUCACCAAUAGCUGUCGUGAAUUUGGACAAGCGGAUAGUCUUAUUCUGUAUGAUGACGAAGAAGAAUUUAAUAAAGACUCAGUUGUACCAGACAAUUUGAAAGAAGAAUUGAUUGAGCUGGAAAAACAUCUACUACAUUUGAAGGAUAUCACCGAGGUUCUGACAAUUGCUGAUAUUUAUCCAAGAAUGAAACUGCAAAAUGACACUAGAAAUGCCUUGCUAGAUAUGGUCAAACAGCAAGAGUCGCUCGGAGAAAAACUACUGGAACAAAAUACCGAGUUAUUUGCUUGCUGCGAACAUCUUGAGCAGACAAUAGUGCCAUCCACAGAAAGUUUCAAGAUAGAACAACAGAAGUUGGUUGAAGAAACAAAUAAAAUGAUAGAAGAUAAGAAACUUGCAGAGAAAGAGAGAGAAUACAUAGGAGCAUAUGUGUCAGACAUAAGGAUGGGUUUGAUAACACUCAACAGAAAGUUGGACCGGGUUGAUAGGCUGUCAAGAUACGAAGCACAGUUGAAUAAAUUGGAGAAUCCAUGCGUUUCUGAGACCAAUGACAUACUUCCAUCUUCAACAACUGAUCCGCUUUCGAUUUUGGAAAGUGUGAACACAAAACUACUGAUGCUGGUAAAUAGGUACAAGCUGAUUGAUGUUCCGUUAACCAAUGCACAAUAUUUGAGAGGCAAAAAGAAACUUGAGCAGCAAAUCAUUCAGAUCAAUGCCACCGAAGUUGUGGAGGAUGUUUAUGAACACGCUAUGUCUGAGAUUCUGAAAGAAGUGGUAAUGAUAGAAGAUCCAUCAGUGCCAUCUAGAGCUGACAUAAAGAAACAGAGCGCCAGAAUUGUACGUUUGUUGGGAUCAGAAGAAUGAUCACAUUCAUUGAGUGAUAUUUAUAUGAAAGGAAUCAUCACUUUUUCUUCUUCACGAUACGUUUAUUAGCUCUUAAGCAAUAUAAUAAUCAUGCUCACAAUUAGUGAUGAAAAAUUCUAUGCUUGUUCAUUUCAUAAAUGUUUCAAGGACAAUUUCAACUUAUAGCUUUCAAUCCUAACAUCAAUUAUUAUUAUUGUUUUCAUCAAUAAUGUCGAGAACCGUUUGAAUUAUUUGACUCUUUCAAUUUUUCAAUUAUCGAUAAAUUGGAGUGAAAUUUUGAGGAUGUGAUUUUUCUUUCUAUUAAAAUGAUAAAUAUUUGAGGUUCGUUGAAAAAGACUCAUUUAUUUUUUGGUGCUAUGGAAUUUAUUGUAAUUAAAAAUUAAUAUAGUCAUGUUGAAUUAUUAUAGUUCUUUUUGAUUAUGGAAGUUUUCACUUGAAAAUAUUGUGAUUUGUGAGACAUUUGUCAUUUUUGAGUUUAGCAUUUUCACUUAAUCACAUAAAUAUAAUUAACAUAUAACUUUCAAUUAAAGCAUAUUCUUAAAACAAAUUUCUACAAAUUUUGUGCAAUGAGGUGAACUUAAUCUUCAUUUUAACUUGAAAGUGCAGUUUGUGUUAGUGAAUAAAAAAACAUAAUUUCAGAACAAGAUGAGAUUCCUCCACAACAUAGAGGUGAAUACCUCAAUAUUGGCUGUAAGACUUAUUUCAUGUAAAUAUCGUAUUCUUACUUCGUGUGAUAUGAUCUUAAGUAUAAAAGAUAAGUGAUUUGAGAAAAUGAUCAGAAUUACAGUAAUCUACUCAAAAACAACAUCAUCAGC
Nilaparvata lugens (brown planthopper) is the source of this 2151-nucleotide messenger RNA. RefSeq lists its product as uncharacterized. Gene Ontology annotation, cellular component: cilium. Gene Ontology annotation, biological process: outer dynein arm assembly; cilium movement. The coding region runs from base 188 to 1336 and encodes 382 amino acids. The transcript has 8 exons. The record is from RefSeq and is a predicted model, not a curated record. Lineage: Eukaryota; Metazoa; Arthropoda; Insecta; Hemiptera; Delphacidae.